Messenger RNA from Botrytis byssoidea, 807 nucleotides. RefSeq lists its product as uncharacterized. NCBI's taxonomy places the organism in Eukaryota, Fungi, Ascomycota, Leotiomycetes, Helotiales, Sclerotiniaceae. Gene Ontology annotation, molecular function: cellulose binding. The transcript has 5 exons. Gene Ontology annotation, biological process: carbohydrate metabolic process. Gene Ontology annotation, cellular component: extracellular region. The coding region runs from base 1 to 807 and encodes 268 amino acids. The record is from RefSeq and is a predicted model, not a curated record.
AUGUAUUUGAACAAUCAGUUAAGAGCAACUCUGCUCAUGAUUGCAGGAAUUCAAAAUGUAUAUGCACAGCAAGCUGCGUGGGGCCAGUGUGGAGGGACAGGCUGGAUUGGUGCAACGACUUGUGCAUCGGGUUAUGUGUAUUGUACCUGCUUCUCACUUGUCACACCCGUCAUGAAUUCUUCAAUUGAACCAUCUCGCUUUCUGGCAUUCACUAACCAUGCAAUCAGUCCAUACUAUUCCCAAUGCCUUCCUGGCACCGCAUCAUCAACAUCAACGAUUGCGACAACACCGGCUACAACCACUUCCGGCACACCAACUACCACACGUUCAACAACAACCACGCUUUCCACAACUACUACCACUGGUGUAGCCUCGUACCCGGGAGCGACUCUCCAAAGUGGCUACUAUUGGAUUCGUGCCGUUGAAACCCCAAACUUUCAGUCACCCGGCACUGCUGUCCUAGCCGACAGGUCCACCGCCGGCCAGUAUCAAAUCGUAUCUGGACAGCUAGUUGAGUUAAUCGCUCCGAAUACGUUCCUCUAUGCAAAUGUCCAACCACCCGCGAAUUCAUCUGCUGUUAAAUUAUCCGUGACAUUCAAUACCACCCAAAAUACGUUUGGCACGUUUGCAUUUAGUGGAGAUGCGGUAACGUGGAGUGUAGCUAGUAUUAGUAGGCCGAACUUAAGUGCGUGGUUGGUUUGCGGCGCUCAGAAGUUGUGGAUCAAUUUGGGAAAUUAUGCGUAUUUGACACCAACGGGAUGUGUAGAUGAGACGAUUCAUUAUUUCAAUGGAGCAACUGUUGAUUAG